Lolium perenne is the source of this 932-nucleotide messenger RNA. RefSeq lists its product as uncharacterized. NCBI's taxonomy places the organism in Eukaryota, Viridiplantae, Streptophyta, Magnoliopsida, Poales, Poaceae. Gene Ontology annotation, molecular function: zinc ion binding. The record is from RefSeq and is a predicted model, not a curated record.
CGCCGUGGAAUCGAUCGUCUCCUGCUCCGCCCCGACUCGCCGACGAUGUCCUCCGCCGCCGGAGCCGGAGAGCCCCCGUCUUCAUCCCGACACGGGAAGGAGAGAGACGACGGUGCCGGCGACAGCAACCGCAAGGAGGAGAAGGAGGAUUAUGUGGCGGAGGUAGACGUGGAUCUGGACCUCUAUGGCGCCGCCGCGGGGUGGGUGGAGGCGCGGACAAGCUGCCCCCACCUCCCCGCCAUGCCCGCCGCCAGCGCAGACGAACUCGCCCGCGUGCCCGCGCCUGACUCUCAGUGCUCUAGAUGUCAUCAUCCUUCGGAAAACUGGUUUUGCUUGAUUUGCAAAGAUGUGCUGUGCAGUCGUUUUAUCAACAAACAUAUGCUGCACCAUUUUCAAGAAACAGGCCAUUGUCUUGCCCUGAGCUUCAGUGAUCUGUCAGUUUGGUGUUUUGCCUGCGACUCCUACCUGGAUGCUCAAUCCAUUUUAGAACUGCGCCCAGUUUAUGAAGUUGCACAUCUGUUGAAAUUUGGAGAAAGGCCCCCUUUCCGAUCACUGGAAGUGCUUGAUUUGAGCAGUGGACAAAAUGGAGGUUCAUCUUCAAGUUCCUAAAGUGCUAUGUUCUAGCUGGAACUUGUUAAGCUUCAGCACAAAUGCACUCACUAAAAUCAAGCAAGUGUUUGGUCAGACGUCCAUAUCGAGAACCUAGCCAAUGCUGCCAUUAUGCACUGAAGACAGCCACUAACUGGUGAGUAUCAACGUCUAUGGAAUCUGAUCCUCUUGACUUCCAGUUGAACGGGUACGACGUCCCUAUUGGUAUCUGUAGCCCCAUCUGUUUGCAAUUUAGAUGGCCAUUUACUUAUGAUGGCAAUAAAUUUGGUUUCAUUCUGUAUUGUUGACACCUGUUAUCUUGCAAUGUAAAAAUUUACUAUCUA